UCACCAUCGUCACCUAGCUGGCCAUAACCAUGUCGACGGACGCUGGAUCUACCCGCAUCCCUAUCCAACGGAAGGACAACUGGGUUCAGGUCACUGAGACCGUGAAGACUUUCGCAACGGAGAGGAUGGAGGCACAUCUGAACUUGCUCAGUACCGAUGGGGAUCAGCGGAAGAACAACGCUUUGAAACGGGAAGUGAGAGAGAGGAUCAAAAGGAUCCUGGAGAACGCUGUGGAGUAUUCGCAUCGAAACCUGCUGGUAAAUGGAGAGCCGUAUGAGGACUGUAAAGAAGCUCCCACCGAACAGUUCGACGAAGGCCUCGAUAGGAAACUCCUAGCCCUCCAAAGGGAACAAGUCGAAUGGUCCUCCGUCAUCGCGGAAAGACGUCGGAAAGCACCGGGGCAAGCGAAGGACUUGGAGGAUAUGUUGGAGAAUAUCAAGGAGAGCUUGGAGUGGGAUGUCGAGAUGGACGAAGAGGGAGCGGGAGAGGGAGAGAGGAAGGAGAAGGAGGGUGGGGAGGAGAUGAUGCUGGAUCCUGAGCGACUCCCGCCUAGGCACGAUGAGACGGUCGACACGUAUAAAAAGACGUUGAUCAACCUGAACGAGGUCUUGAGCAACGCACCGGAGCAGGUAUCACGUGCAGAACGAGCCAAGGCCGUCAGAGAGACGGUCAUGAACCUUCCUAAAUGAGAUCGAGGACCGACCCAUCUAUCAACACCGGCUCCUUGGCCACGUUAUGACUUGAUCGCUUCGCGCUACCUGACGGACUGGGAAUCAUCCUUUCGUCCCCCUCUCAUUCCGCCCCUGGAUCUGGACCUUCUUUCGAUUUCACCUCAAUACCGGAGACGGAUGACGGAUGCCUUUCGACAACCGAUAGGUCCUUCAAGAAGCUCGCAUAUCUCUGUAACACAAACGUCUUUUCAAGCCGAGAACAGCCUUCUCGGUCAUGUGGGUUUGAACCGUUGUAUCCGAUGUAUCAUUAUCUUUCCCUG
Messenger RNA from Filobasidium floriforme, 991 nucleotides. RefSeq lists its product as uncharacterized. The coding region runs from base 30 to 689 and encodes 219 amino acids. The transcript has 5 exons. NCBI's taxonomy places the organism in Eukaryota, Fungi, Basidiomycota, Tremellomycetes, Filobasidiales, Filobasidiaceae. Gene Ontology annotation, cellular component: MIS12/MIND type complex; kinetochore. The record is from RefSeq and is a predicted model, not a curated record. Gene Ontology annotation, biological process: mitotic sister chromatid segregation.